CAAAGCGAGUGAGUGAGCGAGCGGGAGACAUAAAGAGAGAACUGACUGUGACGGCACACACACACACACACACACACACACAGAGAGAGAGAGAAAGAGAGAGCAGGUUGAACCUGAAAGGUUAUUUUCUCCACAGCAGACCAACCCAUGCUUUGAGAAUUGUGUGUCGUCGUGAGAAAUCUGUACGUGGUAGCAGCGUUGCACACACAGAAACAAACCGAACAAAGAAAUUAAUAAGGGAUUUUUCCCUACUAUGGUAUUUAAUGGUGGCCAACAACUGUUUGGUUACGAUCAUUCUUCAAAAUAUCUCUCUUGAGAUAUUGAAUAACAACUUGAGGGAAUUGAGAUCUGACUACCGACUGGGACCCCUGCAGAUGACAUGCAGUCUCAGAAGAGAGUGGAGGUGCACGACCAUCUGAAUGGCACACGGAUCGUUUUUUCAGACGAGGCUCUUCCCGGCAACGGAGCACGUCAGCACUUCAUGACUCCAGAUAUGACCCAGGACGUAGUUGUCAUCUCUCCUGGUUUGCCCACACCUCCCUUAAGUCCAUUCCACUAUAGUUCCAUCACUGUGUCGUCUCCACAAAAGGUUGCUGAGGUCAAUGGAGGUGGAUACCCACCACGCAGUUUCGGAUCCUACUAUGGUCCAACUCAGACAAACGUUGGAUUGUCUAACGGUGGAGUGAGAAGUGAAGGCUUCGUCACGUUACCUCAGACGUCUGCCUCACGAGAGGAACGCCUUAUAAAGUUUUCUGGAAUCGGUCCUGUAGAUGAGUCAGGAAUGCCAAUCGCGUCUCGAUCUAGUGUAAACAAGCCCAAGGACUGGUACAGAAGCAUGUUCAGACAAAUCCACAAGAAACCAGAGGAGCCUGAAACUGACUGGAGAGAAAGGAACCUGUCGUCUUCACCUCCACCAGAUUCUUCCCAUCAGGACGGGUGUUCAGCCCCCUUCACCCUCACCCAGCAUGGUGCCCUGCCUGACUGGGCUGAUCUGGAUGACAUAGCGAGGCACCCAGAACCGAAGAGUAUUUUUGACUUUGAGCCUGAUAGAGGAGUCCUGGUGGAGAACCACACUCAGUCACAGAAGCCCGAGUCGCAGUCCUUAUAUCACCCACCACGGAAACCUCAAUCACCAUCCAUAGAGGCGACGUUGGUUUCAGAGCUGAACCGUUUUGAGGCGGAGCUGGACUCAGAUAUCCUCGGUCUAGAGAGGAAGUUAUCACAGAAACAGCACCAGCGGCGAGGCAGGGGUGAGGAACCCAAACUCAACACGGCAGGAGUAGAAGAGAACAGACGUGAGAACAGCUCUCUGAUAUUUCCCUUCUCUGCUGUAAAGCAGAGCACAACGCCGAGCUUCAUACAUUCUGAUGAUCGAAUGAUGCCAGAGAUGGAUUUCCCACCUAAGAAAGAGGAUAAGAAGAUGAAAGCAGCACGAGCCAAAUUUAUUUUUCAAGCACAAUCACCAAAAGAGCUGACCAUACAGAAAGGUGAUGUAGUGUAUAUACACCGGCAAGUGGACGCCAACUGGUAUGAAGGAGAGCAUCAUGGGAGAGUGGGAAUCUUCCCCACCAGCUACGUGGAGAUUAUUCCUGCGACAGAAAAACCGACUCCAAUAAAGUCGCCCACCUACCAGGUGCUGGAAUAUGGAGAAGCAGUAGCCUUGUUCAACUUUAAUGCAGACCUACCUGUGGAACUUUCCUUUAGAAAGGGGGAAGUGAUCUCCAUAGUCAGGCAUGUAGAUGAUCACUGGUUGGAGGGUCGUAUCACCGGCACCACCCGCAGUGGAAUCUUUCCCGUCAACUACGUCCAGGUCAACAAAAUGCCUCGCACUAAACCCAGUGAUGAUUUUCCUUCCUCUCCCCUCUCACCUUCUGCUACCCCAGAGCCCCUCAGUCCCGGCCGGCCGCAGCACUCACCCCUGUCUCCCUCCUCACGCUCCCCCGAAUCUCCUCUUUCAGCUCACAAACACUCCAGCCAGUCACGCUCCCCUCUGUCACCGGCACAGCGCACCUCCCCAAAACAGCCAUCCACCCACUUUCUGUACUCGCCUGGCAUCACCUCCUCCACCUCACCCACGGGCAUCCGGAGUGGAGCUCUGCACCCUCACAGCACACUGGACACAGACACAAGAUCACCAGUGUCACCAUCAAACCAUGUGCUGAAAUCUCCUCAGGGCCCAGGACUGCCACUGAACACCAACUCACACAUCACACAGGAUGGUCCCAGAACACUGUAUCCGCUGCCAAAAUCCAAAGUUAAGAUUCCUUCAACAUCAAAGUCUCACAUUGGUUCUACACUUAUUCAGCGACAACCAUAUAAGGCUGUUUACAACUAUAAACCCCAGAAUCGAGAUGAGCUGGAAUUAAAGGAAGGAGACAUCGUACAGGUGAUAGAGAAAUGUGAUGACGGCUGGUUUGUAGGUACGUCUGAACGUUCACAAACGUUUGGAACUUUUCCUGGAAACUAUGUAGCACCAGUUUGAGAGCCACGAAUUCCUAUCAGCAAUUCUUGAUCUUUGCAAGCACAGUCACUGUCACUACAGACUUAACCACUAAUGGAUGCAAUAUACAGUCUGUGCUGUCUCUGUACACUAAAGACCCUCCUCACACUCAUAGAAAUAUAGACACAAGUUUCCGUCUUUCUUCACAUCCUACUCUUCAUCCACAAUGCAUAUAUGCAUGUGCACUCCUCCUCACCGUGUUACCAUGGUGCCUUCUACAGAUGUUGAACACAGACGAGUUUGUGACAGUAUGACCCCUCACGUUUUGAGAAUAAGUGUGUUGGAUUUGUAAUGACACUCCUCACUGCAUGGUGCUUUGAAGAUCCUUUUGUGUGAAAAGCACCAGAGACAACUUUUACACAACUCUUGUGGGAUUUUGAUGAAAUUUCCAAUUUUAAAGUCUUUGAAAUGUUUAUCCUCAUUUUCCUUUCAGAUUUGUAACAACGUUGCCUGUGAACUCCGCAAAUUGUGAGGACACAGAGCUAAAGUUUGGAUCUCAGAUGUGGUCAAAACUGUCCAUUCUUUACAAUCAUAUUAUGAACACAGUCGCUGUCUUUGCAAUCAUUAUCAUGUGUCUGCAAGUGCUUCACGCAAUUGUCUUUAAGUGUUAAAUCUGUCUGUAUGAUGUUUAUUGUGUGACAAACUCAUACAUUAUCCUAAAGGUGUAAGACAGUGAAACAGUGUUGUUGAACCUUUUUAGGCAAGUCUCCUGCUCAGUGAAAACCAUUUGGUCUUGGUGUGUGAAGGAGUAGUUCACUUUCAAAAUGAAUUUACAUGAUUAUUUCAUCCAAGAUGUUAUUGUUUUUUUUUCUUUAGUCGAAAAGAUAAUAAGGUUUUAGAUGAAAACAUUCCAGGAUUUUUCUCUAUAUAGUGGACUUCAAUGGACUCCAAAACUACAGUUUCAGUGGAGCUUCACAGGGUUUUAAGAGAUACCGAAUGAUGAAUAAGGGUCUUAUCUAGGGAAACGAUCUGUCACUUUCAAAAAAAAAAAGAUAUGAUAUAUAUAUCCAAAUGCGUGCCUUGCUCUGUUCUGCGAUGCGUGUUCAUGACUUCACGUAAAACCUUAAUUUCUUUUCAACUAACAAAAACAAAUACAUAAACAUAAACAUCUUGGAUGAAAUGGGGAUGAGUAAAUGAUCAUGAAAAUGAACUACUCCUUUAAGUCAUUGUCCUCUAGUCUUGGAUUGAACAAAGAUAUAUUUUUUAAAUCCAAGAUAUAUCAAUCACAAUCCUCUGUGAUGUUAUCAUUAUCAAGAUAUUUACAGUAUAGGACGCCUAAUCCACUUACAAAACUAAAUCAGUUUGUGAUUAUAUUGUUAAAUUUCAUUUGCACCGGUUAAAUGAGAGGUCACACAGACUUUUUAUAGCAUGUUUAGCCAUGAUUAAGGUCGUUGAAGAUGGAAUUUUCUGUUCUGCACACUUAUUGGAUGUAAAGAUAAUAUAUUUUUAUUGAACUCACAAUGUAUUGUUGUAUGUAAAAGUACUCACAGAUUUUGAUAAUGAUGAAAUAAAUUAAAAUAAACAAA
Messenger RNA from Triplophysa dalaica, 4026 nucleotides. RefSeq names its product sorbin and SH3 domain containing 3 (gene sorbs3). NCBI's taxonomy places the organism in Eukaryota, Metazoa, Chordata, Actinopteri, Cypriniformes, Nemacheilidae. The record is from RefSeq and is a predicted model, not a curated record. The transcript has 22 exons. Gene Ontology annotation, molecular function: protein binding. Bases 380 to 2482 code for a protein of 700 amino acids.